This is a messenger RNA of Malania oleifera, 2957 nucleotides long. RefSeq names its product probable inactive DNA (cytosine-5)-methyltransferase DRM3. The record is from RefSeq and is a predicted model, not a curated record. Lineage: Eukaryota; Viridiplantae; Streptophyta; Magnoliopsida; Santalales; Ximeniaceae. Gene Ontology annotation, molecular function: methyltransferase activity. Bases 596 to 2791 code for a protein of 731 amino acids. The transcript has 14 exons. Gene Ontology annotation, cellular component: nucleus.
GGGCCCAUCAGUUCAUGUGCAGCAUCGUGCAGAAGCGACUGCAGAAGUAUCAGUACCAGAUUCUCCUGAUUACCUCGCUUUGCGCUUACGUGGCAAUUUCUGAUCGAACAACCGGAGGAACCUGAUCCAUCGAACCUAACGUUAGCCGUCUCCCAAACAUAAGAUCAGUUCUUACUCUGGUCGUUCUAAUUUCGCGAACCCUGCGAGCGCCACCAACGCGCGCGGGGGUUUUUCUGCAGUUCUAGGCCUGCUCUCGCCGGCGAGAUCUCUGAUCAGAAUGUUGGUAAGCGUUCUUAUAGUGAAGUGCUGAAGUGCAUUGAACUUUCUUGGCAUGAUUGGGGUCAAAGAAUAGCUAGAUUCUCGCAUAUUGCCAUUUCAAGGGUUUAAAGCUCUGGGGCAGGUUUGGAGUGCUCUGUGACAUGCACUUCUUGCAUGAUUCUGUCGAUGACGGAAUGUGUAGAGGGUGGAAUAGGAGGUGAUCAGUGAUGGGAACUUUAUCUCAUAUAAGACAUUAGACGAAAACUCAGAUUAUGCUAUUUGUGGUCGUGUAUGAGCUACUUGUCUCUGGUUCUGCUCAUAUCAUUUCCAUUUCAAGAUGUGCGAGAUGACAGAUUAUUCAAAUAGCAAAGGUUCUUCAGAUCAGGAAGUUGGGACAGGAAUCAUGCCAAAGACUGAAGUUUUGGAUUUGGAUGUGCCAUCUGGGAGUGGGACAAUGUUCUCCAGGCAUAUUGGGGACAACGUUGCAAGUUCAUCUGGGAGCAAUAUAAGAUCAUCCUUUAUUGGGAUGGGAUUCUCAUCCUCUCUUGUUGACAAAGUGAUUUAUGAGAAGGGAGAAGACGAUGUUGACUUAUUGUUGGAGACUCUCUUUACAUAUUCUGCCCUUGAAAAAGCAAAUUCUGAAUCAUCUGAUUCUCUGGAUGGGUUAUUUAGUGACAUUAAAGAUGAAACCAGUCCUCCAGAGUUCACAGCAGAAAGUCAUCCAGAAGAGGCUCUCAAAAAGACUGAAUCAUCCAAUUCUUUGGAUGCCUUGUUUGGUGACAAGAAGGACGGGAGCAGCACUCAAAAAUUUGUAGCCGAUGUUCAUCCAAAAGAGGAACCUGACGUUUAUAAUCAACGUAAUGGUGACAAACGAGCAUCUUUGUUGAUGAUGAAUUUCUCUGUUGGUGAAGUCAAGUUUGCAAUGGAUAAACUUGGGGAGGAUGCUUCAGUUAAUGAGCUGGUAGAUUUCAUAAUUGCUGCUCAAAUAGCUAAAAGCUCUGAAAAGGAUGCUGGCAAUCCUGACUCUAGAGAAAAGAACGAGGAUGAUAAUAAUGAAGCCUUGUUUGGGACUAUGGAAAAGACCCUUCGUCUGCUCGAAAUGGGCUUUUCUGAGAAUGAAAUCUCAGCAGCUAUUGAAAAGUUCGGCUCAGAAGUUCCUAUUUCAGAGCUAGCAGAUUCAAUUUUUGCAGGUCAAUUUUCUGAUGCAUGUGUUGAAGAGAACAAGUGUUCCGGACUUGGUUGGGGGAUGGAGCCUGGCCUAAAACGCCAUUUUGAUAUGUUCGAAGUGAAAGCUGAGGAAUAUAGCCUAAAUGAUGCUUCUCACUUGAGGUAUACUGACUUGGACAGACAUCGUAAAGGAAAACGGCCAAAAAAUGAGUAUUAUGAUGAUUCAAGCACUUUCCUUGGCCCUGUGUCGUGGCUAGAAGAUAGAAAACCUGACCUUAAAGCCGCCAGCUGUUGGAUGCCUCCACCUCAGAGAGGGCUUCAUCGAGACAGAUUUGUAAUGGACAAACUGUCCAGUAACAACCUAGGCAGUAGCCUUGAUAAAAUAGCAGCUAAACCUCCAUAUUUCAUCUAUGGAAAUGUUGUGAAUGUUUCAAGCAGCUCUUGGGCAAAAAUAUCACAAUUUUUGCAUGUGCGUGAGCCUGAAUUUGUGAAUACUCAAUUCUUUUCGGCCUUGAGUAGGAAGGAAGGCUACGUACACAAUCUUCCCACUGAAAGUAGGUUUCACAUUCUUCCAAAGCCACCAAUGACCAUUGAAGAUGCAAUUCCACAUACCAAGAAAUGGUGGCCAUCAUGGGACACAAGGAAACAGUUGAACUGCCUAACUUCUGAGACUACUGGAAUAUCUCAGCUAUGUGAUAGGCUUGGAAGAAUUCUAACCGAUUCUCGAGGCCUCCUAUCCAUUGAAAAGCAAAAAGACAUACUUCAUCAUUGCUGGAAAUGGAAUCUUGUUUGGGUUGGUCAGUACAAAUUGACCCCCAUAGAACCUGAACAUCUAGAAUGCAUUCUGGGCUACCCAUUACAUCACACUCGAGGCCCCGAGUUCAGUUUCAUGGAAAGAUUAGAGUCACUUAAGCAUUGUUUCCAGACAGACACAUUAGGUUAUCAUCUCUCUGUCUUGAAGCCUAUUUUCCCUGGAGGACUGGCAAUUUUAUCACUGUUCAGUGGAAUAGGUGGAGCGGAAGUUUCGUUGCACCGACUUGGCAUUCAUUUGAGAGGGGUUGUUUCUGUCGAGACUUCCGAAGCGAAGCGGAGAAUUCUCCAGCGGUGGUGGCACAAUUCUGGACAAACUGGGGAGUUGGUGCAGAUUGAAGAUGUUCACCGGCUAUCAACAAGCAAGCUUGAGAGUUUCAUGAAGAAGUUUGGAGGGUUUGACCUCAUUGUUUGUCAAAACCCCUGCACUUCCUCUUCAAAAGGUUCGAAAAUGGCUGUGGAUAGCGAUACGCUUGCAGGUUUUGACUUCACAUUGUUUUGUGAGUUUGUUCGAGUUUUGCAAGGUGUAAGGAGUAUAAUGGAAAGACAGCAGUGACUUUUUUUUUUUAUCAGUGUCUAUGAGCUACAUUUGAAUCUAUUUUUUAAUGACUGGAUGUUUCCUUUCCAAAACUUGAGUACACCCAUCUCACCUCCUUUUUCCAGUCAUAUUAUGGAGGAGUUUGGCCUUUACAUUAAUAAGACCACACUAAUUUAUUCUGGAA